CAAGGAAAAAAACAAAACAAAACACAACGAAACGAAACUCAUGGGCAAUACACUGCGCUAGACUGGAAACGAGCUAACAGAUCGGUAUUUUAAAAAUUCAAUAUGGCGGACGAAGAGAGAAGACAUGAUCACAAAAAGCAAACAACUAAAUCUAAGGGAAAGACAAAAUCCCGCUGGAGAAAACCUGGAAAUAUACUAAAUAUGGGAAACAGAGAGAGAGGCCACGCAUUUGCGGAAAAACGGAAGAAGAAAGCUCUUAGAGAGUACAAAAAGUUACUGAAGAAAACAAGGGAAGAGCACAGGCAGCUUCAAUCAUCGGGCAACAAAGAUAGACCACUUCUGACUCGUGCAUCAAGAGUCUCAGAUGCUGCUACGAUUUCUGAACAGGACAAAGUAAACAAUCAAGGAAGCUUUCAGAACUACUUACAGGGAGAGAGGAAGGCAAGCCAACACAAGCGGAAACCAGUCAAUAAAUUUACAACAGCUGAAAGUGAAUUCAAGAAAAGAAAAAUGGAGAAAGAGCAGCAGAUUAAGGAAAGGGAGAUAAUGAUACAAAAACACAGAGAAGAAGUCCGCGAGAAAAUGAAAAAGCGGAGAGAAACAUUCGGCCGCUUAAAUCGACGAACGAGAAAAGGGCAGCCGAUAAUGGCCAAUCAAAUUGAACAUCUUCUUGGCAAGAUUCAAUCACAGACAUGACCAAGUUUAAAAAUCUGUGAGAGGAAACGUGAAAAUUAAUAGAGGCACGGUAUCUUUGCUAGCUUCAGGAAAUACUUGUUUCUGAUUGGUUAUUGCUCAAAGUCGGACAAUCAGUGACGCUGUACGCAUCCGGGUAGUUGUACAUCAACAGGAUGUUUUGACUGCAAUCUCAGAUGUUUUACUCGGGAGUAAAACAAGUGACGCGUGAAGAGCUUGUGAUAUGAUAACACCUCGACACGAUGCAUUUCAAAGAUGGCGAGUGACCAUGGAGAAAUAAAAGGGGCCACGUCACGGUUUCUACAUCUUGAAACGUUUAACAUAAAAUUUUCAAAUUCGUCGUUCGUAAUCCGUGUUAAUCUCUUCCAUCCUUAACCAUCCUCGUU
This is a messenger RNA of Orbicella faveolata, 1079 nucleotides long. RefSeq lists its product as uncharacterized. Lineage: Eukaryota; Metazoa; Cnidaria; Anthozoa; Scleractinia; Merulinidae. The record is from RefSeq and is a predicted model, not a curated record.